Messenger RNA from Perkinsus marinus ATCC 50983, 405 nucleotides. RefSeq lists its product as hypothetical. The transcript is spliced from 5 exons. The record is from RefSeq and is a predicted model, not a curated record. The coding region runs from base 1 to 405 and encodes 134 amino acids. Lineage: Eukaryota; Perkinsozoa; Perkinsida; Perkinsidae.
AUGGACGGAUCGUUCCAACUCAUUUAUGAGGCUUCGACCAUGGUCAUUCGGCAGAGUGCUGCAGGAGCUUUGGAUCUCAGUCACACUAUGGUCCCUCUCGGCAGGGUGAGCGAAAUUGGACCUGCUGGUUCGGAUCAAUAUCUUCGACGGGCACCCAACAGUCAUGGCAUCGAUGCAGAGGCUGACAGCGUUAAUUCAGACGACUUCGAGAUGAACACUACAGCUAAGUCCAGCGGGGCACACCUGACCUACUUACGUGACAUCAUUGUUGGUAUCAACGUCACCGGAGGGAAAUCCGAAAUCAAACUGGGGGCUAACUCGACAGUUUCUCCCGGGGUUCCUCCACGAUCGCAAUUGGACGUGUGUCGCACCGGUGUUCUGGAGAUUGACGCUCGAAGCGCCUGA